AUGGCUCCUCCUCCUCCCUCCACUUUGCCCUUGGGCGAAAGGUUGAAGGCUUUGGCCCAGACCCUGCAACAUGUGACCCUGCUCAUUUCCGUCUUCCGAUACACCCUGUCUUAUGCGACCUUCAACUACUAUUCCUCCGCCGCCCAGUUUACCUAUCGUCUGGCGUUCCUGUCGGCUGCGGUGACCUACGGGAUUGUGGUAUACAAGGGACACAUUGCUCGGGGCCGUCUCCAGGGCAGCGUCCCCAGCAUCGUGUUGAAGCUCGCUAGCGACGAAAAUGUCCAAUACCUUGGGAUGGCGUUGGUCUGGCUGUAUUCGCGGCAGAUCCCUUUGGCACUCCUGCCCUUCAGUGUCUACUCCAUCUUCCACGUCGCGACUUAUUCUCGGGCCCACCUGAUUCCCACCCUGCAGCCCCCGGCUGCGGGCGCCGGUCCGGCCUCGCCUUCGUCCCCGAGCUCUCGACCGGCCGCGAGGCAGUCGCCCCUGGCCGACACCAUCGGCCGAUUCGUGAAGCAGUACUACGAUGCUAGCAUGGACUUGGUCGCGGGACUCGAGAUUGCGCUCUUGUUCCGCCUGGCGGUCUCGAUCCUGACCUUCUCCAAGGGCAGCUUUCUCCUCUUGGCCAUCUACCUGGCCUUCUUCCGCGCCCGUUACUCCCAGAGCUCCUUCGUCCAGCAGGCUGUCCGUUAUUUCACCGCCCGCGUCGAUGCCUCGGUCUCGCACCAGAGCACCCCGCCGGCUGUCCGUCAGGGCUGGGAGACUUUCAAGGGCGUGGUGCGCCGCGGCUACGAAGCGACCGACACGAGCCGCCUGACCUCGGCCGGCAAGAAGCCUCAAUAA
Molecule: messenger RNA, 840 nt
Organism: Aspergillus candidus
Lineage: Eukaryota; Fungi; Ascomycota; Eurotiomycetes; Eurotiales; Aspergillaceae
Exons: 3
Coding region: 1-840 (279 amino acids)
Biological process (GO): membrane organization; endoplasmic reticulum tubular network organization
Cellular component (GO): endoplasmic reticulum; membrane
Source: RefSeq, a predicted model, not a curated record